AUGAGUCGUAAUAGGCGUAUAUUAGAAUUAGCUUUGAAAAUAGUGAAAUAUACGCUGAACCUGGUAAAUAUGGAACAAAAUUUAUUUUCUGGCGAAAUGGAAAACUUAGACAUUGUCAAAAAAGAUUUUGAUGUCACAGAAAAUCCUUUAUAUGCAAAUACAUCAUAUGUAUCAUCCGAUGAAAUACUUAUUCAACAUGGCAAUGAUUUAUUCGAAUUAAAAAAAAAGUUACGGCCUGGUUGUAGCAAAUUUCUAGACCCGAAUGGUAGUGAUGUAGAGUCUAGUGGUCAUAGAGAGCCUUUCUCUGCCGAUGUGUCCGAAUAUGUACCUUCCGGUUCUGAAGGUAGUAGCUAUUCAGAUGGACCAAAAGAAAAGAAUCUACAAGAAAUAGAUGAGGCUGAACCAAAAACAAACCUAAAUAUACAAACCCAAUAUAGUGCUUCUGAUAUAGAACAUAAUUCGCAUAAGAAAAAGAAACGAGAUAUGCCGGAAAAAUGUACUUCUGGUCGUUACUGGAGGCUGCUUGAGAGUAUAGAAAGCAUCCGUAAUCCAGAAUUGAUCUAA
This is a messenger RNA of Diabrotica balteata, 564 nucleotides long. Lineage: Eukaryota; Metazoa; Arthropoda; Insecta; Coleoptera; Chrysomelidae. The record is from the annotation of a GenBank genome assembly.